Molecule: messenger RNA, 1007 nt
Organism: Chelonia mydas (Green sea turtle)
Lineage: Eukaryota; Metazoa; Chordata; Testudines; Cheloniidae
Product: taste receptor type 2 member 41-like
Biological process (GO): sensory perception of taste; G protein-coupled receptor signaling pathway; detection of chemical stimulus involved in sensory perception of bitter taste
Cellular component (GO): membrane
Molecular function (GO): bitter taste receptor activity; G protein-coupled receptor activity
Source: RefSeq, a predicted model, not a curated record
UGUAUCACAGUAGACAGACCCUGAGUUCCUUACAAGAAAUGUAAAUGGAUUCAUUGUGGUGGUGAAUUUAAUUGAUUAGAUCAAAAACAGAGAAGUCUUCUCCUGUAAUUGAUUCUGCCUGCAGAUUUUGCCUGCAGUGCUUGUUAUUCCUGGCAACAUCUAUUUCAUUUCCACUCCAGAUACCGGUUCCAGGCCAGCUCAAGUGAAGAUUACAUUAAUUGCAAUCUGGAUGUUUAUAUAUCAGUCAAGUCUCUGGUUUACCACCUGGUUCAACAUCUUCUGCUACCUGAAGAUCACCAGUUUCACCCAUUUCCUCUUCCUCUGGCUAAGGCUGGUGCUGUGGCUGCUCCUGAGAUCCCAGCUGGGGUCCUUGUUCUUCACAGUGCCAUUAUCUUCAUGUGUUUAUAACAGUUUUCUCCUCCACACAACUGAACAUCUUACUGGAAAUAUCACUGGGAAAAAUAAUGAGAAAAUCAUUGAUAUCUGUUUACUUUUUUUUCAGUAGCUGGAAUCCUUCUUCCUCUUUGUGAUAUUCCUGGUUUUAAUCAUCCUGCUAAUCAUCUCUCUUUGGAGAAACAUCAGGCACAUGCAACACAAUAUAUCCAGCUUAAGCAACCCCAAUACUGAGGUCCAUGCUGGAGCUGUUAGAGCUCUGAUCUCCUUCAUCUUCUAUGUGUUAUAUUUUGUGGCUAGUGUUGUCUCAAUGAUAAUGGUUGCUGUAGUCAAAAUUCCAGUCAAAACUCCAGGAUAUGGAUGAUUUGUGAAAUCAUGAUGGACCUGUAUCUCUGUGGAUGUUGUUGUUCUCACUCUCGUCAAUCCCAAAUUGAAAGAGGCAUCAGUGAGACUUCUCCACUGGGCUAAGUGCUAUCUGAGACAAGAGACUUGAUAAACUUCAUCACAAAACUCCCAUGGAAAGAACUUUUCUCUAGAGCUAGUGGGGAAAUGGAAUUUCCAGUCCAUGAGAAAUAAUUAUAAAAUUGUAUUUAUUUAUCCUGUAUAUACUUAAA